CAAGCCAAGCCAAUGAGUAAAGCGCUCGAGAGCGGGCGGGUGAUUCGGCUAGAAGAAAUUAGCGUUAGUUGCAACGUUACGUUUUUCUUCUUGAAAUUUUAGCUUCCACUUUCCUCCACGAUGCACAGAAAACCUAGAAUUCCCCGUAAAAUUGCAGAUCGCAACAUGACACGCAGCGACUUGCGCAAAAUGCUACAAAGUAUUAGAACAAAGCGCCUGACGGAGCAGUCCGAUCUCAACUCAGAACAAGAGGUGGCCGGCGAUUUCCCCGAAGGCGAGGUACAAGUGAAAAGUAGCAGUGGAACUGGAAUUAACGUGUGCAUCUUUCCCUGUAACAAUGCUGUGGAGCACGUGGUUUCUGAGUGUUUAAAAACUGCCAGGCAUUCACGUACAGCUGAAGUCAGCGAAGCUCAAAGCAGCACAACGGGUAACGUCAACGUUGCAUUGUGCGAAAAUCUUUUGACCCAGGUAUCUGAGAAGAUUGAAGCUUUGCAAAAUGAAAUGAAGUUAUAUGAAUCUCAAAACAGCCACCUGAAGGUGCUUCAGCAGGAAUACAAACAGAUGCUGAACAAACUACAGACUGAGCGUGAAGAAUUUGAAGCAUACAGGCAAGAGGAGAAGAAAAAGUUGGAAGCUGAAAUUGAGGAAGGAAAACGCAAAAUUAGGAUGCAAAAGAAAAUUCGAGAGCGUCAACGCGUUCCUGCCACAAUAGAGAGGCAAGCACCAAAGGCUAAUGAGAAGCAUGCAGAUACGGAGGCGAUCGCCCAGCUGCAAAAAAAGCUGAAACAGAGCAACAGCGAAAACAAUCGCCUCAGGAAGAAACUGGAACUCUCAGAAAAGGAGAGAGACUCUCUCAAGGCUAUGGUCAAGCAGUUGGAAGAACAGAGACUCCAGCUGCUGGAGAAGAUUGAAAAGAUGUCGGAAAUUAAGCAGGGCUUUAAUGCGGAGAGCCCGCUCGUGGCAUACAAGGGGGACUGCGCAACGGCGCAGAGAAUAUCAAAUUUUAGUUCAACGAGGUUUCAGCUUACGAAUUCCGAGCUCCAGCCGGAAUGCCGUCUCUCCAACGGACUCUCUCGGAGCAGCGAUACGCUAUCGGAAUCGAGGUUGAAGAAAGAAAUAAUGAUGGUAAGCGUCGAAAGCUCCGAGAGCCAUGUUCACAACUCACUGGAACAAUCGAGAUGUAAUCCCUCGUUGAAAUCAUCAACGCAGUACAACGGAGACACGUCGGAGUCCUCCAUCGUUAUAUCAGCGACUUUGGUCGCACGGUUCAACGUCGACGAGUCUCUAAGUAAGACUUCUCCUCCAAAGUGUUCCAGCAGUCCAUUGCUGGAGUCUGUAUCAAGAAUACAGUCAAAGCUUUUUCAGGACAAUGUACUACAACGUGUUCAAACGUUAUGUGACAACAGUGACGUUGGUACACCCAGCAAAUGUGUCGAGUUUGAACCGACUGAACAAAAUGCUGUGGUUCCUAUACAAACGGUUCCGUUAUCCGCGACGCAAUAUACUUUGCCAGAUAGCAGCUUUGUCAUUAGUGAAACAAGCCAUGGUGAAGUUAGUGCUCAUGAAUAUAAUGCUCAUCAUCUUGAACCAGAGGUAUCCGAGUGCACUCAAGAGGCGUCCAGUGUGGUUGAAACGUUCAGCGACAGCGUUGAACGUUGCACGCGUGGCAAAGUAUCGCUAAACUCUGUCUGCAGCAAGCCGUCCAAGGAACUUGUAAAGAAGAGCAGUGCCAUCCGAAAUUCAUCCAGUGCAUUGAGCGUUGAUAAUCGGAAACCAAGUUCAAGUUAUCUUUCAAUCCCCAGGUUAUGUUUAGGUGACGGUGUAGUCACGAAAGAGCUCGUAUCGUCUAGACCUCCGACUGCACAAAGAAGCCAGCUUAAUUUUCUGGACGCUUCGAAUAAAUCCGGUGAAGUUGUGAGCACUAACGUACGGGUCACCACGGAAAGGAACGCAGAAAUUCUGUCGAAAUCAAACUCCGACGGUGUCGUAGACGCACACAUGCAUGGACCACUAUCAACGGAGGAGCUAAUAAAGAAUAUAAAAGCGGAGUGUGGGAUCCUCGAAAUUCCUGCAGAUCCAGACCCUACUCCGACUCCAAACAUUACAGUAGUGGAACGACGGAAUAGCAGCCACUCUGCAGGAACGUCGGAAUGUUUAAAAGAUAUCUUAAACAAGUUUGAAUCGUCCGUGAACGGAAGAUUCGGUCCAAAUGGAGUGGAGGCAGGAUUGGUGAAGGCCACUUCAUUGAUUAAGAAAUACUCCCACAUCAACACGACAACGAACGCGCAAGCACAAACGGAAGCCCGCAAGUCUAGAUCGAUGCAGCUCCAGUGCACCGGUACCUCAACCAACCAGGGCCCUAGUCCAGUGAGAAGCGCGAGCCGUACCUGGGCACUGGAUUCCUCCGGGCAGAAGAUGUUUCUGACGGUUGUUUCUAAAGAGAUCGAUCCGUUCACUCAGGUCAUCGUGUACAAGUUUCAAAACGGCGAUCAGAAGGACCUCCAUCCUGAUGGAAAAGUGGUCUACAGAUAUGGCAAGAGUGGAACGGCACACACCAUCUUCCCAUGCGGAGACAAGGAGAUCAAAUUUGCAAACGGGCAAGUUGAAAUGCACCACAAGAACGGUGACAUCGAAGUCACUUAUCCGGACGGAACACUGCGCAACAUCUAUGCAUCCGGAGAGGAAGUCCGUAGGAUGCCCGACGGAGUUGUUGCGAGGAAAAUGGUGGAUGGAACAGAGACCGUCGAGUACCCGAAUGGUCAAAGAGAAGUACGCGCCGAGUUCUACAGGAGUCGUUAUUACCCCAACGGAACAGUCAAGACGGUUUACGCCGACGGAAAGCAGGUGACAAGGUACACCAACGGACGAGUGCGCGUCAAGGACAAGGACGGGGUUGUGCUGGUAAAUAGUGCAUCUACCCAAGUCUUCUGAAAUAUAUCAUAAUUUAUGUUUCCUGUCA
Ornithodoros turicata is the source of this 2959-nucleotide messenger RNA. RefSeq lists its product as uncharacterized. Gene Ontology annotation, molecular function: tubulin binding. NCBI's taxonomy places the organism in Eukaryota, Metazoa, Arthropoda, Arachnida, Ixodida, Argasidae. The coding region runs from base 121 to 2931 and encodes 936 amino acids. Gene Ontology annotation, cellular component: centrosome; centriole. Gene Ontology annotation, biological process: centriole elongation; cilium assembly. The transcript is spliced from 10 exons. The record is from RefSeq and is a predicted model, not a curated record.